Mytilus californianus (California mussel) is the source of this 7014-nucleotide messenger RNA. Its product is annotated as baculoviral IAP repeat-containing protein 3-like. Bases 691 to 2376 code for a protein of 561 amino acids. The record is from RefSeq and is a predicted model, not a curated record. The transcript is spliced from 5 exons. NCBI's taxonomy places the organism in Eukaryota, Metazoa, Mollusca, Bivalvia, Mytilida, Mytilidae.
UGUAGAUUGUAUUAUUGGAAAUUUCCAGAUUGUAUCUACUUAUAUUACAGAAAACAACGUACUAAAAGAGGUGGAAAGUUCUGGAACGUGAAUCUUAAAUGUUUUUGAUAACAUGUUUAAAUUUAUGCGCGCAUAUAAUAUAUCGUAAUGGUUGUUUUUAUCGAUGGCAUAGUAUCAGUGUUGCGGAUAUCUUUGCACACUGUGCAAAUGGAUUAUUUUCUUAACUUGGAAAAUGCCGAUGUGGGAUAUAUCCAGCAAUCAUCGAAGCCGUCAUGGAAAGCUGCUGCAGGUAUAGCGUUCACAGACAUUGUUACCGUAAAUCUUCUGCAUCGUGUUUAUCAAAGAGAUUAACAGUGCAGACAUAUAAAUGAUCUAAAAAUGCACACAAUCAAAAACCUAUUCACAUGACUAUAACUGAUUUUUGGGCAAUAAACAGAGAAAAUAUAAAAAAUUUACAAAAAUGAACCGAGGAGAUAGCCAGAAGUUUUUUAACAGAUAACGUUGAAAAAAGCUAUCUUUUGUACGAUUGGAAUGCAAGGCUAGUUCUACUGCAUUGAUGUAACAAUAAUUGAAAUAUCAACUGGAGAAAGACAUCAAAUCAUUUGGACAAACAAAACAUUACUGGCAAAACUAAUGUUUUUGGUGAUCUGUUGAGAUUCUAUACCUCUCUAUUGUUAAGGCUAAACUGUUAUGCAUUCUAUCAUGGAUAAGUACUUCAAUUCCAUUGCAAAUAGUCAAAGAACUAAUGACUCAAUGUCAAUUGAAAUGCUAAGACUAUUUUCACUACGUAAUUUUCCGCGAAAUAUAAACAUAAGUAUGGUUCGUCUCGCCGGAGCUGGAUUUUAUUCCACGGGGAAUUCUACUGAAACUAAAUGUUUUUUGUGUGAAGUAAUUUACCGUGACUGGAUUUCCGGUGAUGAUCCUAUGCAUAUUCAUAGACAUAUAUCACCUACAUGUGACCUCGUUGCGAAUGGUAACAGGCAGGACACUAUUGGAGAGGAAUUGCAAAAUGUAAGAAGACAGGAGCGAUUGGAAGUACAUCCAUCUAAUCUCAAUGGUCUAUCAACAGGCAAUGUUACGUUGCAUUCAAAUGAAAAUGUUUGUUCAUCAAACGUUUUAACCAACGGACAGCAAAAUGAUGAUGUAAGCGAUAUUACGUCCUCUGCUAUACAUUUUCACCACCAUGAUAUUGUGGAAGAUCAACCCACUGUAUUUUCAACUCGAGAGGCUCAAAUUCAUGAUAGUAAUACUAAUAGUAAUAAAACUCCCACCAGUAACUGUAAAAACAAUUCACAGAAUAUUUUUAUAAAGAAUAAUUCUACAGUUUGUAAUCAUGAAAGAGGUUCUAGUAAUAAUCAUGAAGAUAUCGGAAUUCAUACUCAAAUUCCAAGAUACAUAAACUAUGCUCCUCUACAUGUGCGAAUAAGUUCAUAUGAAGGGUGGCCAGGAUAUUUAAACCAAACACCAGGUGAGAUGGCGUUAGCUGGAUUCCUGUUCGCUGGUUACAAUGACUACACAAGAUGUUUCCAUUGUGGCGGAGGACUGAGAAACUGGGAGGCAGGGGAUGACCCAUGGGUGGAACAUGCACGCUGGUUUCCGCAAUGUGGCUUCCUAAAACAAAACAAGGGACAGAACUUCAUACAAGCAGUAUUGAAAAAGCAUAAUACGGACCCUAAAAGUAACGGAAACUGUAGCUACAGUCAUAAACAGUCACAGGAGUAUCACACUGGUACUCCAGAUAAAAAUACAACCACGGUUUCCGCUUCCAGUUUGCAAGUUUCAAGAUUUAAUGUCCAAGAACAAGCUAAUAAUGUUACAUCUCAGGAAAGAAGUAACAGAAUAAACACCUUGGGUAUGCAAACAGUUAUAUCUACUAGUAACAAUAGUACCACUACAGCUUCUGGUGUAAAUAUCAGUUCUAGUUCUGUUUCUACUACAAAUAUGAGACAUAAUCAACAAGAUAUAUUGCAGACUGUUGUAGAGAUGGGAUUUAGCGGACAUCAAGUUGUCGAUGCUGUGAAUGAAAUUAUUAGACUCAAUUCAGGUGAAGGAGGUACAGAUGUUUCAGCAACAGAUAUCAUGAAUGUUCUACUCAAAGAGGACCAUCAGCGAACAAGACAAGUUUCAAAUGUACCAGAAACUAGAACAGCAGAAGGAAUUGGUGGUGUUUCUUUCGAUGACACUCAUUUAAUUUUCGAAGAAAACCGACAGUUACAAGAACAAAGGCAGUGUAAAGUUUGUAAGGAGUUUGACUCUACAAUUGCUUUCUUGCCAUGCGGACAUAUUGUCUGUUGUACAGAUUGUGCCCCGGCAAUGCGUAAAUGUCCCAUUUGUAAAACGUACGUUAAAGGUACUGUAAAGACGUACCUGGCAUAAAGUGAAAGUGGGGAUUUGCACGAUAAGUGGGAUCGCUGAUUUUGGUCACUUUGGCCUUUUUGUUUAGUUUUAAAUUUGCUUUUCGAAAUUUGAAACUUGUUUUUUUUCAUUUUUUACUAUUUUGGUACCUAAUUUUUACUAGUGUCUUUAUGACCACAAAACAAAUUUAAAUACAGGAUUUGAUCUAACAAAACCAAGUUACUUACUCCAGUUAUGUAAUAGUAUUAUAUAUAUGUAUAUAUGGUGUACUAAUUUUUGCACCUUUUGUUUGCGGUAUAUCAUCUUUUCCGCAAGUUUAUUGUUUUCUGUUUGGUAUGAAAUAAAUAGUUAAGAUCCAUUUUGUUACAUCUGGUGAUCCGUUUAUUUGGCAAUCGCCAAUGACAGUCAACAGGGUUUAAGAACAUCCGUUGUUCGACCUGCUAGUCAAAUGCGUUUUGUUAAAAUAUACUUUUUCACUUUUUUGGUCUUUUGGAAAAUGUUGUUUGUGCUGUAUUUAGACCCCUCUACCAAGAAAUUUGUUUUGCAUGCACACGUAUAAAAAUUGCGGCUUUUAUCCAACGCAAUCAUAGGUUUGAACGUUGUUUUCAAUUUAGACUUGUUUAUAUUUUUUCGUUUGGGCUUGUAUUAUAUUUGCCCUCGGGUUUAUAUGAUCCGUUCAUUCUAUUUCGACUCUUCAAAAUUCAAGAGUCUAUCCUAAAUUGAGGUAAAUUAUAUGGCCUUCAAAAUACCGUUUCGAUUCCUAACAUCACUGAAGAGACAUUAAUUGUCGAAUUCUGUAUAUGGUGUACUAAUUUUUGCACCUUUUGUUUGUGGUAUACCAUCUUUUCCGCAAGUUUAUUGUUUUCUGUUUGGUAUUGAAUUAAUAGUUGCGAUCCAUUUUGUUACAUCUGGUAAUCCAUUUAUUUGGCAAUCGCCAAUGGCAGUCAGCAGGGUUUAAGAACAUCCGUUAUUCCACCUGCUAGUCAAAUACGUUUUGUUAAAAUAUACUUUUUUUUACUUUUUUCGUCUUUUGGAAAAUGUUGUUUGUGCUGUAUUUAGACCCCUCUACCAAGAAAUUUGUUUUGCUUGCACACGUAUAAAAAUUGCAGUUUUUAUCCAACGCAAUCAUAGGUUUGAACGUUGUUUUCAAUUUAGACUUGUAUAUAUACAUUGUUGUGCUGAUAUUUAGAGUAAAUAUGAAUAUAAUAUGUGUUUUCAGCCGUGUAUCACUUUCACUGGUGAUCUAAUCAAUGGAUAUGUCGUAGAGUUGUAACUUGUUUAGACGCACUUAUCAAAAUAAUUAUUUCUGUGACUGCAUCAUACGAAGCUGUACGAUAGCUAAUAUGCAAUCAAUUCCAUCUUCAUGCCUAAUAUAUCAUGUACUGUGUUACAACUCUGAUUCUACUGACGAGGAAAGGUAACACUUGGCCACCAACAGCUGAUUAUUUAGUUCAGUCUAGGUGGCCGAGUGGUCUAGAGCGCUGGACACAGUGCAGGAGAUGUUGUCUUGAUCUCUCAAUAGCAUGAGUUCGAAUCCCGGCGAGGGAAGAACAAAAAAAUAGGCUUCUGCAAAUUUGCAGAUUUAACAUUGUUGUGCUGAUAUUUAGAGUAAUUAUGCAUAUAUACAUAUAUACAUAUUAAAUGACUACAUCUCAUGUCUUCGAAUAGAUUGGCACAUUUUGUUAGCAGUAGCAAAUAUGAAUGUUAUUGUGUUUGUCACAUUCAGUGUUGUUUUCAGCACCCGGUCGAAAUCGCUGCUGGUUGACUAUCGGUUCAAUAUGCAGUUCUUCGGCAGUUAAAUGAUUUAUAACUACCCUUUUUAAAAUAGUUAGUUUAUAAAUUUAUAAAUUAUAAAGAAACUAAAGGUUCACCUUCGUUAGGCAAAGUUGACCUUAGAUGAAUUUGGCUAUUAUUGUAUAGGUCCUUUUUGAACAUACAGCUCUUCAACUGUUUCUUUUAUACAUCCUUGACUUUCAAAUAUACGUUUUGGGCGUUCCUGAUGAAGGUAAAUCCAAAAAAGCGUCUCAGACGCAUGCAAUUUAUAAAGUGUUUUCAUUUUUGUAGUGUUGAUGAACAUUGGUGACAUUUAAUACAUCUCAUGUUGUUUACAUCAUUAUUUAAGAAAAAAAUCGGUUAACAUAAUUUGCAGUCUAGUAGAUAGAACCAUUGAUGUGAUAUAAAAAAUAGGACUUUAAAACAAUAUUACUUUAUAUUUUCAUUGCCUAUGAUUAUUCUGUUUAAUAUUCAUUAAAUUUGAUUUUAAGAAAAAUCUUAAAAAGAUGAACAUGAAUAUAUAUUUGGCAUGCACAUUACAGAAUAAAGGUUGAUUGAUGUUGUUGUUUAAUGCUACCUUCAGUUACAUUUUAUGUAUCAUGGAGGCCACUUUUUAUUGUUGAACAAAGCCAUAAUAUCCGGUGAGACCCGCUGACCUAUGGCAGGAAAAUAGGAUAAAAGCAUAUUACAAUUAAUAAGAUACUAUAUGAUGAAAUUUACUAUAAGAAAAUUUUUUAAAAAUUCGCAUAAAACCUAGAAAUUAAAAUAACGUGAAGUGGGAAACAGCUGUAAUACCUCUCGUACUUAAACUAAGUUUUUUGUUUGGUAAAUUUUACAGUAUAAGAAUGAUGUUUUGAUCUAUAAAGUCUGUGUGCACUGUAUUUUUUACAGAGUUAUCAGCAAUACAAAUAGUUGAGUACAAUGUCAUAGGCGGAGCAUAUCUAGACCUUGGAAAAUCCAGGAGGUGUAUAUCAUAAUAGUUAAAUUUCAAUACGUUUUUUGAAUUUUGGUACAAAAUAUGAAUAAAAAUGUACGUAAGAGUUAGAAAAUAAGAUAGAUCUUGAUAUAGCCCUGACAACAUUUAAUGUUCUGUUAAGGAAAAAAAUAAUAGACAAUGAGUGCAUCUGGUAUGAUGAAGACGAGGUGUCACAUGUGGAGAAGGAUCUCCUUACCCUUCCAGGGUGGAUUUCGUUUUUCGUUUUUUCGUCACGGCGUUUUCAGUUUGUCUUCGACUUAUGAGUUUGAGUAUCCCUUUAGUAGCUUACGCUUAUCUUUUAUGUGGUACAGUCUGUCCAAAAUCAAUCAAGCCAUGGGCUUAUAUAAAUGACACCACUGUAUAACAGUUACUAUAACCUGAAGUAAUCAGUCUAAUGCAUAAAAAUACAAUGACAAUGUACUGACAUCGUUCCUUGUUAAAUAGUAUAACGGCAAAACGAUAGUAAAAGUUCGACAAAAUUUUUUUUUUUAUUCAAAUAUUUACAAAAACGGAAUAGUAAAUAAUUAUGCGUUACCAGCCCUCAGUAAAAUUUCGGAGUUGGCAUUCAAACUCCACUGAUACACUUUUGAAUUACAAGACAAUAAAUCGAGAUCAUUACGUCCACAUGCAUGUCGCCUAUGAUGUUAUGCCAGUUGGAGAUUAUUACGCAUGUGCUCAGCAUGUUUAGUCAUGAAAAUUAAGUAAGCUCAAAUGGCGAAACUUUGUAUUCAACAGGAAAACCGAACCCUGAACAAAAAUUAAUUAAUUUACAGGUUACAGGUUACACGAUGAAGUACCUGUUCUUUCAUUUAUAAUAUGAAGCAGAAAAAAGUGGAAUCGUCAUUCUAUUAUUGCAUGUGUUAUUUGUAUUUAAUUGUGUAUAUUUAAAUGAAUGGGGUCUGAUCAAUGUUGAUUAUGUUUACGAAUUUAGGCAUUCUCAUUGUUUUUCAUGGAACUUUUGUAAUUCUGCUAACCGAUAAAGCCCCAACCACCAGUUUUUUAUGGGGUUUGUGUUGCUCAGUCUUUCGUUUUUUAUGUUGUGUUUUGUGUACUAUUGUUUGUCUGUGUGUCUAUUUCUUUUUUAGGUAUGACGUUGUCAGUUUAUUUUCGACUUAUGAGUUUGAAUGUCCCUCUGGUAUUAUUUGCAUCUCUUUCAUAUCAAGUAACUGCAAAAUAGAAUUCUAUUUCCAUCAUAACAAUUUUAUGUUAAAAAAAUUAAAAGUGUUUACCAAUGUAGAAUGCAAUCAGUAGGUUCCUCAAGUUUUGUUUAAGUAGAGAGAGAAAACAUUUUUUUCAUUGCCAAUAUUACGUCCUGUUUCAUAGUGUAUAACUUUGUUUUGAUUUAGAAAUUCAUUCAUAAACUAACGUAGUCUUGAAAACGAAAAAAAAACAAAACGAAUAUGUUUGUGUUCGCCUCAAACAUAUAAAAUCCGUCCAAGUAUAGUAUAUUGAUACCUAUAUAUGUAUAGUCCAGUUGAAGCUGUUGUAAUCUUCGUCAUUUCCUAAUUUUUAAUUAGACUGAAUGUAGAAGAAAUCUAAUUCUAUUUUAUAUAUUCUGUAAAAAUAUAAUUGAACCAUGAGUAUGAUCAUCAUCAUCGUCAUAUUCAACAAUCAAGACUUCAAAAGCAAUGUAUGAUAUCACAGUAAACACAACCAACAAUGAAUAGUCCGUGCCAUACACGAGCAUGGAAUCAGAGCUUUAUUGCAAUGUUAAAUUUUAAAGACAGGUUGCAUCUUUUAUUAGAAACCUAUAUAUAUAUAUAUAUAUAUGUAUAUUGUUUUGUAUAUUGAUUUAUUAACUGUUUAUUGCAUUAUUAUUUAUGUUUAUUAUUAUAUAUUUACAUCAUGUUAAGUCUGUUACACUUAUAUGUGUCUGACCAUUGCUUCAAAAUAAAAUCUUGAAAUCUUGA